AUGACGGAAGAAUUAUCAUCAGUAAAAUGGCGCAGGAAAGUUUUGCAAAUCACAGAAUUGCUCUGCGAAACUGUGAAUCCUGAGCAGCUCUUGGAAUCGGUCAGUUUUCCAGUGAUUUUUCAUAAAGCCUUUGGAUUUUUUAAAGCUACCAUAUUUGCAUGAAAGUGGUUGGGAUGAAUUAGUCGAAGAGCGUUCCGUGAAUAAAACUUGUGGAUAUCCAACUUGUUCUCGAUCUUGUCGGCCAAACAAUCAAAAACAAUUAUAUCACAUCGAUAGAAAAUCAGGAAAAAUUUAUGAGAAUUCAAAUCUUCGAAAGAAAUUCUGUUCGGAUCAUUGUUUUGACAAAUCAUUGCAAGUAAGAGGACAAUUAGAAACUGAAGCUUUAUGGAUAACUGGAGAAAACUCGAGAUUUGGUAAAAAUAGAGAUUUUAUUUUUGGAGAGAAAAACUUAUUUUCAGAUAAAUCCUAUGUUUUGCCAAAAGAUAUGGUUGUUGAAAUAACCGAAGAAAAACCAAGGAAUAUUUUACCGAAGAAAGUCGAAAUUGUGCAAGAAAAUGAUGUGAGUUUUGGGAUAUUCUUCUGACAUUUUUGGAUUUUUUUUUCAGUUGCUGGCAAAAAUUUCAAACCUGAAAAUCAAAGAUGAAGAAAGUGAUAAAGAAGACAAUGAAGAUGAUGAAAAUGAGGAAUUCAAGCACAUUGAACCAUAUGAAAAAUGCUCAGUGAGUUCUAAUUUUUUUUUCCAAAAAAAAGUAGUAUUUAUUCUGUUUAAUUUUGUAGGACGAUGAAGAAUUUGUGAAUUCGAUUCAGAAAUUUGUGAGAACCAAGGAAUGCUCAACAAAAUCGAGUCCGAAAUCAAAAUCACAACCUCUUCCAAAUUCUGACAAAGAAAAGGAGAUUUUCGAAAAAUUGCGAAGUAAAUAUGGAAAACAAAAUGCUAAGCCUAAACCAAUUUUCAUCGACCCGCCAAAAAUGUUAUCAGAAAAACAAUCGAAAAUGAGUCGCGGUUUGAAAAUUGAAUGGAUUUCUAAACUUUUCGGGUUUGUUUUGAGAUUCAGAACCUGAAAUUUUCUAGAAAUCAAGAAAUAUAAUUUUUGCAGAAGUUGGAUAUCUGAUGAAACUCGAAAAAUGAUCAAAGAAGGUUUUCGACCAAAAGGUGGUGAUAUUGAACAGAUUUUGAUGCAAUUUUUAGGAGGAGCAGAGCAAAAACUUGAAAAUGUGUGUUUUUUUUUCAAUUUUUUUUGAAUUUAUUUUCAAAUUAAUUUUUUCAGAAAGUCGAUUUGCCAAACUUGGAUAAAUAUAAUAUUCGAGAAAAACGAUUGAAUAUUUUUAUGCAAACUAUCAAAUUGAAGUGAGUUUUCUUGGGUUCUGCCUGGAAAAUUUGUGUAGAAGGCUUACUGUAGUUUUCUUCAAAAAUAAAAUUUUCAGCUGGUCAGAAUUGGAAGCGCGAUUGGACUUGAAUUCGACUAAAAAAGAAUUGAUGGCUAGAUUUUGUGCAACAUUCAAUUUCGAUUCAGAAAAUAUAACGGGUUGGACAAAACAGGAAACAAAUCUUAUUGUUGCCACGAUUUUCUUGGCGUAAGUUCAAAUUUUCUCCUGAAAGUAAUCUAGUUUUUCUCUAUUUCAGAUUAUCACAAGUUGAUCCGGAAAUUGAAGACGAUUAUUGUCGAAAUAAUCAGAUCAGCGGCGAAUUUAUUGAAAUAGCAAAGCAAAUGUGUGGAGAUAUCAGUUUCCCAGAUAUUUUGAAAAUGAUCAAAAAUGUUAUUGGAACAUCUUCUGCAUGUUGA
Molecule: messenger RNA, 1784 nt
Organism: Caenorhabditis angaria
Lineage: Eukaryota; Metazoa; Nematoda; Chromadorea; Rhabditida; Rhabditidae
Source: the annotation of a GenBank genome assembly